This is a messenger RNA of Cyprinus carpio (common carp), 1082 nucleotides long. RefSeq lists its product as uncharacterized. The coding region runs from base 31 to 966 and encodes 311 amino acids. The record is from RefSeq and is a predicted model, not a curated record. The transcript has 5 exons. Lineage: Eukaryota; Metazoa; Chordata; Actinopteri; Cypriniformes; Cyprinidae.
AAUCCUUGUGAACCAGCUGAGGAGGUACCCAUGGUGACAGAACAAAACUUGUCUCAACACUUACUUGACAGUGAGAUGCAGAAACUGCAGGAGAUUCUGGCAACAACUGUUGAAGCUUCAGAUGGUCCUCCUUCAACAUCAUCAUCAUGGAGCUUGCGACAGUCUGCAGCCCAAGAUGAGUGGCAGAAAGCAAGGCCCUACCACCUGGACUGCUUGUUGUUCUCCAGGGUGGUCAAGGAAAAUAAAUGCAGUCAGUGCUCAUCUCCUGCCAUUAUUCGUUGCAGAGACUGCAUGCCAGAAGAGUGGCUGUGUAUGGAGUGUGAUAUAAUUUGCCACAAAAAACUGGUACUCCAUAACAGGGAGUCCUGCAUUGAUGGAUUUUACCGGCCCAUUCCGCCAACGGUGUGCUGCGUGAAAGAAAAUGGCAGAUAUACAUUAAAAAAUCAAGUUCGGCUGUUGCCUACAGUGAGACCUGACCGACUGUGCACCUGUGACCCAACAAACAUCACAGAAUCUGCUGGAAGAGCAACUAUUUUGGUUUGCAUAAAUGGUCGUUAUGACUUGUACUUGCCCAAUUUGGCAUGCCGAGUGUGUCUAUCACAAUGGACACCUGACAGAAGCGACCUCAUAAGAAGUGGGUAUUGGCCAGCAUCUGUGAAUGCUGAAACAUUGUUUUCAGUGGAUGUAUUCAGCACAUUUGAGGAGAUGAAAACCGUUGCUCCGGGUUUGUCAAGACAAGGCUUUUUGCGGCUGUUAGAGCAGAGGACAGAGCAGUUUGGAAGGAGGGGUAAAAUACAUGGAGAUGCAUUUCAAAGGAGCUUUGUGGAAUACACUUUCUGCCAGUUUUUAUGUGAGAAAAUGGCAAAUGUAGAGCACUUCACCUGCCCAGCAUGUACACCCAACAUGCUUGCGGUUUCUGCAGACGGCAGCAGAAAACUGUACAGAUUUCAACACUCUAAAGGGUAAUGCAAGGCAAGAUGCCACACUACAUGGCUUUGCUGUACAGCCUACACUGCACAACAUCACUCUGUGACAGGGGCACUACAUCAUAGAAGCUUCUGUGUUGUGAUAACAUGAGCUAC